AUGUUGAUAUCUAUUGAAGAUUUAAAAGAAAGAUAUUAUACAAUAUGUAGUACACUUGAAUAUAUUCGAACAAAACGUCAUACAGAUAAAUAUAAUUUUGAUGCUGCACAUGAACGUCGACGUAAAGAACAAUUAAAUAAAUUAUUAAGUCGUACAAAAGCAGAAGAAGAAGAAGAAUUAUAUUUAAUGAAUGAAUUAAAACGUAUUGAAAAUGAACGUAAAGAACGUGAACGUAUUAUAUGA
Messenger RNA from Rotaria sordida, 243 nucleotides. NCBI's taxonomy places the organism in Eukaryota, Metazoa, Rotifera, Eurotatoria, Philodinida, Philodinidae. The record is from the annotation of a GenBank genome assembly.